Cryptosporidium ubiquitum is the source of this 2685-nucleotide messenger RNA. Its product is annotated as DNA replication licensing factor. The record is from RefSeq and is a predicted model, not a curated record. The transcript has a single exon. Gene Ontology annotation, cellular component: nucleus; MCM complex. Gene Ontology annotation, biological process: DNA replication; double-strand break repair via break-induced replication; mitotic DNA replication initiation. Gene Ontology annotation, molecular function: single-stranded DNA binding; ATP binding; single-stranded DNA helicase activity. NCBI's taxonomy places the organism in Eukaryota, Apicomplexa, Conoidasida, Eucoccidiorida, Cryptosporidiidae. Bases 1 to 2685 code for a protein of 894 amino acids.
AUGGAAGAUGAAAAAAGUGUUGCAAAUAGUGAUGGGAUUAUGUUUGAUGCUUCUAUGAGUGCAGCAAAUGAUGGGUACUCCCAAUUGGACGGAAGCUCAAUAGGCCAAAGUAUAAGAACCUUUGGAAGUGCAGGGAAACUUUCAAGGACAGAUUUAGGUGAUUCAGCCAGAAUCAGAGGUGAACGUUAUGCGUCUAGUUGCAAUGCAUCUUCUCUGAAUGAAUCUGAAAUAGUAAAAAAGCAUCUAAACAGUGUUGAGAUUGGGGGAGAAAUUGAAUUCAAAGAACUAUUUUCUACUUUUUUAAAGAAUUAUGUUGCAAAAGAUGGAGAUACAAUUACCGAGUAUAGUACUUCUAAAGGUGACAACUCAAUGAUAGAUGGUGGGUCAUCAACAUAUAUGAGCCUUUUAAAGAAGCUUUUAGAAGCACAGCUGACCGUUGAGAGUGGGAAUGAUAACAGAAAUGAAUCUUCUUCUUCUGGUUAUAGCUUUGAUAUCAGCUUAAGGCACAUCGAGGACUUCAAUAAGGGUCUUUAUUAUACUAUAGUAUCAGCUCCGAGUGAUGCAAUAAUAUUUAUGGAUGAAGUUAUUGAGUCGGAAAUUGAAUCUAUUUUAGGUGAUGAUUACUUGAAAGAAUUUGCACUACCAAGAGUACGUGUAUUUGAUAAUAUCAAUAUUUGCAAUAUGAGGGAGGUAAAUCCAUCAGAUAUUGAGCAACUUGUUAGUAUUCGUGGAAUAGUAAUUCGUUGUUCAGAUGUUAUCCCAGAGAUGCAAAAGGCAGUGUUCAGAUGUACUAGUUCUUAUAAUGCAAAUGGCUUGCACACGAACUGUGAUCACAGAGAAUACCGUUUACUUAUUGGGGGAGAAAUUGAUGAACCUACUUUAUGUCCAGUUUGUAAUAAUAACUACUCAUUUGAGCUUAUGCACAAUUUAUGUCAGUUUUCUAACAAGCAAAUUUUAAAGAUCCAAGAGCUUCCCGAUACUAUACCACCAGGAGAGACCCCACAUACUAUAUUAGGAUAUGUAUAUGAUGAAAUGGUUGAUUGUUGCCGUCCUGGAGAUAGGAUUGAGUUUAAUGGAAUAGUAAAAGUAUCUGGAGUUAGGCUCAUGGCUAAAAGAAGGCAGUUAAUGUCAGUAUUCCGAAUUUAUGUAGAUAUUUUACACGUUAAUAAAAAUAUCCACAAUAUGCUUUAUUCUGUAGUUGGUAAUUCUGCUGGAGAAAUAUCAGAGAUCGGUAAUGGAGUGCAGUGCAUAGACGGCCAAAACUCUAAUGCAGCUGAAAAAAAUACUCUGUUUACAAAGGAAAUGAUUGAGCAGUUCCACAAAAUGUCCAAGGAUCCAAUGCUUUAUGAGAAACUUUCAAGAUCAAUUGCACCAAGCAUUUGGGAGAACGAUGAUGUGAAGAAAGGUCUAUUGUGUCAACUUUUCGGAGGAAGCAGGAAAAACCUACUCAAGGCAGCAUCCGAAAUGUUGGCCGGGCCGGAUAGACAGAGUGAUUCAAUUUCAGACUCUUCUGAAAGUAAAAAUAUAAAUAACUCUUCCCUCAACAGAAGCGAGAUCAAUAUUCUUCUUUGUGGAGAUCCAAGUACUGCAAAAUCCCAGCUACUUCAGUACAUCCACAAGAUUACUCCAAGAGGUUACUACAUUAGUGGGAAAGGCAGCUCUGCGGUUGGUCUGACUGCAUACAUUACAAAGGACCCAGAAACCAAAGAGAUUGUUCUAGAAAGUGGAGCCCUUGUUUUAAGUGACAGAGGUAUAUGCUGCAUUGAUGAAUUCGACAAAAUGGAUGACUCCUCAAGGAGUAUUCUGCAUGAGGCAAUGGAACAGCAAACAGUAAGUAUUGCAAAGGCAGGUAUUAUCUGUUCGCUGAAUGCAAGAGUUGCUGUUCUUGCCUCCGCUAAUCCCAUCUCAAGUCGUUAUGAUCCCAAAAAAAGUGUUGUCGAAAACAUCAAUCUUCCGCCCUCACUUAUGUCCAGGUUUGAUCUUAUUUACCUAAUGCUUGACAAGCAAAGCGAGGAAUCUGAUAAAAAGCUUGCAGAGCACCUAUGUGCACUAUAUACAUCCUGUAACUCAGAGGAAAAGUCAAAAAAUACAGCUAUUUUUGAUAAGGUCAUUCUUUCUAGGUAUAUAAGUUACUGUCGUCAACACUGUAAUCCAAAAUUGUCAACUGAUGCAUGUAACAAGUUGGUGCAGAAUUACAUUUCAAUGAGGAGACAAGGCACGAGUGGUGGAGGUUUACAAAGACAGAAAACAAUCACUGCUACCCCAAGACAGUUGGAAAGCUUAAUCCGUAUUUCUGAAUCUCUAGCAAGAAUGGAGCUCUCUGAAUGGGUCAAAGAAUCUCACGUAGAAGAAGCAACUAGACUGAUGAUGUCUGCAACUUACAGUGCACUUGUUGACCCAACCACAGGAUUAAUAGACAUGGAACAAUUAACGAUUGGUUUUGGAGGGAGAGAAAGAAUGAUUCAAGGAAAGAUAAAUAAAUUAAUAAUUGAGAUUCUUGGCAAUAAUCCGGAUGGAAUCUCCAAGGAUGGGAUUUUUAACAAAAUUCUGGAACAACUUAAGACAAACAAUUCGAGUGAAUUGUACCAAUUUGAUUAUAGAAAAGAGUUUGAUGUUUGCCUAGACACUUUGGUAAUUAGUGGAAGUAUUAAAAAGUUUUCAGGACAGAAAUACAAGUUGUCAUAA